CUUUAUUGAGCCAAUGGAAAACUUCGUUCCAUUUAAUUUUCAGUGCUAAACUCUCGCGAGAAUGAAAGAAUUCCGCGGGAAUUCGCCGGUUGAAAUAACAUCUGAUACAGGGUUGUCUUUGUUAUUAAAAUCGAUAAAAUUUCUAAUAAAGAGAAAUGCCACCAAAGAAAAGGAAUCCAGAUAGUAAAACUAAUUCUCAAGCAAAACGUAAGAAGAGGAAAAAUGAUGACAUGGAUGACUUUGAUGAAGACUCCGGUGGAGAAAUGGACAACAACACAAACAAUGGCACGGAAACAGAUGAAACAUACGAUGUUACUCUUGAGGGAUCAAUGCUGAAUGGGGAACUGCUGAUUGGUGGGGGGACGAACUGGGACCUAGUUGGAAGAAAAACACUACCAAAGGGAGCUAAGAAUGUAGGUGGCCCCAAUCUUUGGCGUCCACACAGAAUGUGCAAUUUGCUGGGAGUCAAAGUUAGAUCUGUUAUAUCCGGAUGCACAGCAUGUCACAGCGUCAUCAUCACGGCCGAGGGAAAGGCAAUGACAUUUGGUAGAAAUGACAAUGGCCAACUUGGACAAGGGGACACCAACAGAAAAGACCUUCCCACAGAAGUACCCCUCCUGCAGGGUCUCAAUAUUGUAGAUGCAUGUUGUGGCAAAAAUCAUACUUUGUUUCUUACAGACAAAGGUCAUGUGUAUGCAUGUGGAGAUAACAAAAUGGGUCAGCUUGGACUUGGUCAUCAGAGCAGCACCAUCCUUGUUCCAACAAAGAUAUCAUACAAAGGUCCUCCUAUCAGGAAAGUAGCAGCCGGUGGAGAAUUUUCCAUGAUUGCAGAUAUAAGAGGAAAUUUAUACUCCUUUGGGUGUCCUGAAUAUGGUCAAUUAGGUCACAACACAGAUGGGAAGUACUUUGUAACCAGCAACAAAAUGUCAUUUCGUUGUGAGACACGACCUCGGAAGGUCAAUGUCUUUAUAGAGAAGGCUAGGGAUGGCCACAUUUUACCCAUAACAGACGUGGAAGUUAGAGAGCUGGUGUGUGGGGCAAAUCACACUGCAGUGGUAGAUUCUAAGAAGAGGGUGUUCACAUGGGGCUUUGGGGGAUAUGGUCGGCUUGGACAUGCAGAACCAAAGGAUGAAAUGGUUCCACGUCAUCUAAAGUUUUUUGAUGGUCCCAACAGAGGAGCAACCCAGAUACAUUCUGGUUCAACAUUCACUUUGGCUACCAAUGAAUUUGGAGCACUGUACAUGUGGGGGAUAAAUAAGCCUGUAGGAGAGGCAGCCAUGUACCCCAAACUAGUUCAGGACCUCAGUGGCUGGAGAAUCAGAAGUGUGGGGUGCUGCAAUAAAAGCAUUUUGGUAGCAGCUGAUGAGAGUUUAAUAUCCUGGGGACCAAGCCCAACUUAUGGUGAACUGUGCUAUGGGGAAGACAAAGCUAAGUCCUCGACAACACCACAAGAAGUUAAAACCUUGUAUGGUGGAUAUGUACAAGCCGUUGGCUGUGGAUAUGGACAUGCCCUCCUUAUUGUCAGGUCUGAUUCUGAGGAGGACAAAGAGAAGAUAGAGAAAAUUAAUGUGUUUAAGCCAUAAAUGGCCAAAAGCAAAUCUUUGGGGAUAUCAUCAUCAUGUACUUGUAAAUCUUUAGUCACUGAACAAAACCAUUGAGUCAUAUUGAUAUUGACUGCACAUUUUUCUACCUCCUUUUGGUAUAGAAUAGACAAAACCCUGCAAUAAUCAUUAUUUUCAUGUUAUAGACAUGUCAAUCUGCGUAUUAUUGUUUCUUUAUGUUUGUUUUUAGGAUUUUACUCAGUAUUAAAUGAAAACUUGCUGAAGUAAUUGUACAGCAUAAAUGAAUAAAUAUACAUGUUCUUGCCUCUGUGCAUGUAUGUACAAUAAAUUGUAGAGAUCAAAUACAAUGGAAGAAGUUAUUUACUGUCUUAUUCAUAAAAUAUCUGCCAUAUUAUUAUCUCUGGCUAAUUGAGGUGUGGGUUACUACAAAGAAGAUUCUACAUCUCUGAAAAUUUUACGGUCAAAGAAAACUUUGAGGGACACUUUUAUUAAAUCUUGAUUUGUAUUAGGUAUGUUAUUACAUAUUUUUACAUGUACAUAUAGUAUAGUACAGGAAUGAGUAGGAUAUGGGCUUAAUUUGGCCUUGAGUGACCUUCAACUUUGAUGCAUGCAAAGAUUUCUGAUAUACAUGUAUGCUAUUUUUAGAAUUCUGAGAUUUUCAUUUUAUUUUACAACUUCUCUUGGAUUUUUAACUAUAGAUGAAUGAUUCAUGUUAGAUCACGAGAGAAAUAUCUCUAUUCUUGAAGUUUUAGAAAUAGAAAGCAUUUCAGUGACAUUUUCAGUCUAGAAUUUAUUAUGGGACGAUGGAAUUCUUUAUUUCUGACAUCAAAAUAGGUGAAAUGAUACAAAGUUGGUCAUACUGUCACACAGGAGUCGAAAUUGGGAAGAAAAAAACUUAUUUCACCUGAAAUUUUAUAAGUUUUAGUAACCAAAUUAGGCCCAUAUCAUACAUAUAUAGUUCUUUGUUAAUUGUAGAAAAUAGUGCUUGUUCUUUUUUCGGUAUUGAUUCCAAGCAAAUUCAUUUCAUAUUACAUUUAAUCUGCUGAUUUCUUGUGAAUGUCAUAGAAAAAGUCAGGGAAAUCAUACAUGUACAGUGUAUAAUGUUCAAGUCAUAAUAUUCUUUAUUGUCUUUGUUUUGUUUUUAAAUGUUUCUUGUUUGUAAGAUUGUGUUUAUGGUGAAGUAUUUGCCAUUAAUAAAAAUCCAGGACAAAACUACGCGUAUUGUCAUUUUGGGUAUGAAUCUUUGAUACGUUUGAAACUUUGGUAAAAAAAAAUUCUAUCCAAACUAAAGUUCUUAAGUAACCAGCACUCUUUUUCAACCACAGGUUAAUCGGAUGUUUUGCGAUAUAUUUUCUUUUCCGUCCAAUGGAUUUUUCCUCCUGCAUGUGAAUACACAAUGUCAAGACACAGGGUAUUGUAUGUAGAAAAAAGGUUUUGAAAUUUUUUUCUUUAAGAGUGUAUCAAGGAUAUUUUGAUGAAACCUCAUGUUUCGUUAAAGAAAAAUAAAAUUUAUUCAUCAUAUUUACAUUUUGUAGUUUGUGUUCAAGUACCACAUUGUUCAUUCAUGUGAAAUGUACAUGUAAUUCACCGAUUUACUGAAAACCUGGUGCACACAGUGCUUAUGUGACUGUCACUCUCCUUCAAUUAGCACAGCAGGAUUUUUGUAGAUGAUCAUCUUUGUACAGUCAGCAGUAUGUUAUUGUUGUGUCAGUGUGAACAAAUAUUGUACUUUAUUAAUAAAGAUGUAAUCUAAAUA
Molecule: messenger RNA, 3318 nt
Organism: Ostrea edulis (European flat oyster)
Lineage: Eukaryota; Metazoa; Mollusca; Bivalvia; Ostreida; Ostreidae
Product: protein RCC2-like
Exons: 11
Coding region: 156-1583 (475 amino acids)
Source: RefSeq, a predicted model, not a curated record